CCACCUUUUCCAGCUCCAUCAAAGGGCUGGGUCAGACGACUUUGAGAAGGCGAAGGAGACGGAAGCAGACGGCAAAGUAGCUUCAGUCACGGCCCGCACAUCAACCUGCUUUCGACAGUGUCCGCCAGUUUGUUUCAAUUUACAAGGAGGCUUUGCCCUGCUGUGAAACAGGAGUCGACACUGGCACUCAUUGGCAUCUGACAGUUGAAGGGGGAAAAUCUAGUCACGACAAGGUAAUUGGCUGACAACAUCUGGAGGUCCACAAUGCUUCAGGAGUUGAGUUCGCAUGCCAUGGAUAUCUAUGACUACCUCUUGGCGGGAGUUGACCCGCGACUGAAGAGCUAUCCACUGAUGCAGAGUCCUGUUCCCAUGACAGUAAUAUUGCUGUGCUACCUUUUCUUUGUACUGUACCUUGGGCCUUGCAUAAUGGCUAAUCGCAAGCCCUUCCAGCUAAAGGAAGCCAUGAUUUUCUACAACUUUGCCCUAGUGGCAUUGUCAACAGUCAUUGUUUAUGAGUUCUUGAUGUCUGGCUGGGUUACAACAUAUACCUGGCGAUGUGAUCCAAUUGAUACGUCUGACAGCCCUGAAGCGCUACGAAUGGUCCGUGUGGCUUGGCUGUUCUGGUUCUCCAAAAUUAUUGAACUUAUGGAUACAAUCUUCUUUGUGUUGAGAAAGAAGCACGGUCAGGUCACCUUCCUGCACAUCUUCCACCACUCUUUCAUGCCUUGGACUUGGUGGUGGGGAGUUAGCUAUGCUCCUGGUGGAAUGGGCUCUUUUCAUGCCAUGGUGAAUUCCACUGUCCACAUCAUCAUGUACUUUUACUAUGGCCUCUCUGCUGCUGGACCACGCUUCCAGAAGUUCCUCUGGUGGAAGAAAUACAUGACUGCCAUUCAGCUGAUCCAGUUUGUCUUGGUAUCUCUUCACGUUACCCAGUAUUAUUUCAUGGACAGCUGCGACUACCAGUUCCCCCUCAUCAUCCACCUCGUCUGGAUAUAUGGAACCUUCUUCUUCGUGCUCUUCUCCAAUUUCUGGAUCCAGGCUUACGUGAAGGGUAAGCGGUUGCCAAAGCAGGACAUUAAGCAAAGCCUGAAUGGCACCGCGGUGCACACCAAUGGCAGGCAUCAAGAGAAUGGCACCAGCAUUGGUAUCAACCACGGAGCCAGCAAUGGAUCCAGCAACGGCUGUGUUCACCACGAGAACAGCAGCAAAAUGAAGAAAGCAUAGAAAAGGAAACACCCAAGAUGCAUGACAGUGUGAGCCUGCAUAAAUAACUAUGGAUUCCAAAGAUUAUUUUGGCUGUGUUUCUUUAUCAGUUUUUUAGUUAUGCAAAAAACAUGGGGAAAUGACGUCACUGAUAUUGGAAUGUGGGACACCAACUGUGGUUGUUUCGUUUGUUUCUUUUGCAUUGGGAAAUCAUCUAUGGGACAUGAUAUAUGAAGAGAAGAUGUUUUGAUAUGUUAUCUUCACUGAUGUUGCAAACAACCUCAUAGUUCUGUAUUCCUAGGGUCACAUGCCUUUGUGAGUACACACCCCACUUACCUGACCCCCAUGUCGUCCUGGCCCCCUGUGGCCAGCUGACUGUAGAUUCUAUCAAACUUGAAUAUGACUUGUAAAUAGUUUUUACCACAAAAAACUAAUUGUAUUGGUAUGCUUUAGACUUUCUAAAUUUUGUUAUAUUGUACUUAAAAUUAAAAUGCCAAUAAAAUCAGUUUUAAAGUAUCUUA
Messenger RNA from Myripristis murdjan (pinecone soldierfish), 1724 nucleotides. It is a transcript of the gene elovl1b, whose product is annotated as ELOVL fatty acid elongase 1b. Gene Ontology annotation, cellular component: endoplasmic reticulum membrane; endoplasmic reticulum. Bases 265 to 1224 code for a protein of 319 amino acids. Lineage: Eukaryota; Metazoa; Chordata; Actinopteri; Holocentriformes; Holocentridae. The record is from RefSeq and is a predicted model, not a curated record. Gene Ontology annotation, molecular function: fatty acid elongase activity. The transcript has 9 exons. Gene Ontology annotation, biological process: fatty acid elongation, polyunsaturated fatty acid; very long-chain fatty acid biosynthetic process; fatty acid elongation, saturated fatty acid.